Molecule: messenger RNA, 4546 nt
Organism: Cottoperca gobio
Lineage: Eukaryota; Metazoa; Chordata; Actinopteri; Perciformes; Bovichtidae
Product: TBC1 domain family member 10A-like
Exons: 9
Coding region: 525-2162 (545 amino acids)
Biological process (GO): regulation of GTPase activity
Molecular function (GO): GTPase activator activity; small GTPase binding
Source: RefSeq, a predicted model, not a curated record
AACCCAGGACGGCAGACUGGAUCGAGGCACAAAUCUGUCCAGCACACUCGGCAUGACAGGACACAGAAACAAGACACCGUUGGCUGAGAAUAUGUUAAACUAAUCUGUUUACCAGCUAACAUAGUUAGUUAAUGGCUAACUAUGAAAUACAAGCUACAUCGUUAGUUUGUUGAAGGUAGGGUCAAUAUAGAAAUAGUUUUGGAUUGUGUUGGCACUAGCAGUUACGGCUAACUUGAGGUUAGCAACCUACCAUUUAGCUAGCUAAUGUUAAAUCUGAAUAAGCAUUCAAGUUAACCUAGCUAGCUAACGCAUAACAUAUUUGAUGUGACCUGGCAGUUGUAGCGUAACGUUGGAUAACAUUUACAGUAAAAAACAGUAGUUGGGAAGUUUAACUCACUUAAAAAAAAAAGAUCAUGGCGUCUGUGCGGUUUUGUUCAUAUCCAGAGGAGCAGUUUUGACUUUCGGCUGUCAACAAGCUCGCUGACGUUAGCUAUCCUGGCUAGCCAGCUAGCUCUCUUGCUAGCAUGGCCAGAAUAGAGAACGGCCGUCAAUCAGUGGACACCAGGAGCAUCCGGACUAUUAGCAGCAGUCACAUGGACGAUGAAAGCUCUUUGGGAUCAGACUCGGAGAUCAACGGAUUCACCAGCGACAGACAGACCGAUAAAUAUGGAUUCAUCGGGGGGGCACAGCAGCAAACGGAGGCAUCAGCGCAUGAUUUGCCUCCACAGGUGCUCAGGCAAAGGGAGGUGAAGUGGCUGGACAUGCUCAGCCACUGGGACAAGUGGAUGAUCAAGAGAUUCAAUAAGGUAAGGCUGCGGUGCCAGAAGGGAAUUCCUCCUGCUCUCCGAGGCCGUGCGUGGCUCUACCUGUCGGGGGGUAAGGUGAAGAAAGAGCAGAACCAAGGAAAGUUUCAGGAGCUGGAUAGCCAGACCGGGGACCCCAAAUGGGUAGAUGUGAUUGAGAAAGACCUCCAUCGACAGUUUCCUUUCCAUGAGAUGUUUGUGUCUCGGGGGGGACACGGGCAGCAGGACCUGUUCCGUGUUCUUAAGGCCUACACUCUUUACAGACCAGAGGAGGGGUACUGCCAGGCCCAGGCCCCCAUCGCUGCUGUGUUGCUUAUGCACAUGCCUGCUGAGGAUGCCUUCUGGGGACUGGUCCAAAUUUGUGAGAAGUACCUUCCUGGCUACUACAGUCCUGGUCUGGAAGCUAUACAGUUAGAUGGAGAGAUCCUGUUUGCUCUGCUGCGACGUGUCUCCCCGCUAGCCUUCCGCCAUCUGGAGAAACACAAGAUCGACCCCAUCCUCUACAUGACUGAGUGGUUUAUGUGUGCUUUCUCCAGGACGCUGCCCUGGGCCUCUGUGCUGCGUGUCUGGGACAUGUUCCUCUGUGACGGAGUGAAGAUAAUCUUCCGUGUGGGUUUGGUGCUGCUGAAGUGCAUGCUGGGGACCCGGGAGAAGCUGAAAGCCUACCAGGGACAGUAUGAAACCAUGGAGCUUCUCAGGGCCAUAGAGCCUCGAUACAUGCAGGAGGGCUUCCUCGUCCGAGAGAUCCUAGAGGUGCCAGUGACGGCGCGAGACGUGGAAAGGGAGAAUCACACCCAGCUGAAGCGCUGGAAGAAGAACCGCGGAGAGCUGAAUUUCAAAUCCCCCCCGAGGUUGCACGGCGCCCGGAUAAUCAUGUUGGCCGAGCCGCCGAGGCGCCAGGACCUGCAGCAGAACCCCACCAUCGUACUGGAGGUGCCUCAGCCCACCCCGCAGCUGAAGAAGGGGAAGGAGGAAAAGAAAAGCAUGAAGAAGAAGAAGAAGAGCAUAAAGAAAUCCCAGCCCAUUGUGGAGAUCCCUAAUCCUUACACUCUUCCCAGUGAGUCUGCUCCGCCACCCUCAGAUCCACCAGCACCGCCACCCUCAGAGCCACCAGCACCGCCACCCUCAGAGCCACCAGCACCGCCACCCUCAGAGCCACCAGCUCCACCUCCAGUCAGAAGUGAGACGCCACAGACUGAGCCACAGACUGAGCCACAGACUGAAACAGACCCCCCUCACCAGCAGCAAGCGCCUCCUACAGAUGUUGCGCCUCCUACAGAUGUUCCCCCUGCCAAAGAAACUCCUCUUCAGCGAUCUACACAAAGCCUUAGCAGCACAGAGCAGGAUACAUACCUGUAGCUUUACAGCAGUCAGCGUGUGUGGUGUGCGCGCGUGUGUGUGUGCGCGUGCGCGUGUGUGUGUGUGUGACAAAAACACCAGCACCCUUCAGCCAACGACCAGCCAGCCUUGUGAAGGUCUAUUAUUCUAAUGUUGGACUGUUUUAGUCAUUUAUUCAUUUUAGACACCAUUUUGCCUAUGGUAUACACUAAAGCAUCGUUGCUACGUGUAAAACUACUCUUAUUGCUUUCGCCAUUUCUCCACACAGCUGAUGUUACCUCCAGGGCUGCGACUAACGAUUAUUUUCAUUAUCGAUUUAAUCUGACGCUUAUUUCUAGAUGAAACGAUUCUUUGUUUGGUCUAAAAAAUGUCAGAAAAUUGUGAAAAAUGUCCAUCCUGGUUUCUCAAAGUCCGAGGUGACGUCUUUUAAAUCUUUCUUUUUUGUGAAACCCAAAGAUAUUUAGUUGAAUGUGAUAUUAAACACAGAAUAGAAAGACAUUUCCAUAUUUGAGAGGCUGAAAACUACAUUUUCUCGUAUCUUUACAUGAAAAUGCCGAAUAAUCGAUUAUCAAAAAUAGUUGCCAAUUAUUUUUCCUGUCGAUCAACUAAUCGAUUAGUCUCCUAGUUGUUGCAGCUCUAGUUGCCUCCUGUUGAUCCUCGAUGCUCUUUAUUCAGUGCAUAAGUCUUUGUUUUCUGUUUGCAAGGGAGACAUGUUACAGUUAUUGGGAGCAAAGUCAUUUCUUCACAGAGAAAUGGGACUUAAAGAACCACGAGGUGCCAAAGCUUGUGCCAGUUUUUCUAUACGUUUUCCGUUCAACACUAUUGAGUUCAAGCUUUUCAACUUCUAAAUCAUUUGUUUUCCAUUCGAGGUUUUGUUCACUAGAGGGCAGGCCUGCAGAGGUUUCAGCUGUUACAGUCCCUGUCAGUAAAGCACAUCACAGCAGGGAUUCCCUUAAAGAGUCACAAACGUUGGGAGGUAUUAUUCAGAGAUUAAGCUUCUUCUUCUUUUUCCAGUAAGAAAACUUGUGCGUUUCAUGUUUUUAGAUUCUUAAUUUUGAAUUGAAAAUCACCUUACUGAAUCCACGAGAGUCACACCACACUGUGUUUCCUGCAAGUCUUUUCCUACCAGCGCUAUUUAUUUAAGAGUUCAAACAUGAAAUGUAUCGUUUGUGCAUGCCCCUGCUCGUGCACAAGUACUCUCUUUUUUUCAGAGUCUGCUGAAUUGAUGUGGUGCACAUCGUAAUAUUCACUGUGCCGGGCACCUCCAGCCUCUUUAGAGCAUCAGUAAUUCACAGGACUUUGGCAGCAGAGAGGAGAACACUGGACAUUCUUCACUGUAAGACACAUUCCUGCCUUGUUAAAAGCUUAUCUGUCUAAAAGCUCUCUAUUGCCAAAUGCAAAUCUGUAUAAUGUAUGAAUUUGUGCAUGUGUUUCCUGUGACCUCUCGGACAGUGAAUGAGUGCAAAUCACCUAAUGGUGCCGACUUUCCUCUUGGCUUUGCAAAAAACAUAUCCGAUUGGAGCCGUUAAGAUCCUGUAGCGCGUUGGCUCCGUUUUUUCUUAUAUUUUGCUAGAAUUUCCAAAGCAGAUCAAGACUGUGUUGUCUUGAGAUGAUCUACGACUGCGACCUGUGAACAGGCUUAUUCUGUUAGUACAUGCGAGAGAGAUCAAGUGUUUUCAAGAUUUGUUUGGGAUAUUUGUAGCAUUUCUCUUUUGAAAACCUCGCUCAAAUCUUGGGGAUUUUAUUUUUUUUUCAAAAACAAAUUGGACAAUCUUUUUUUGUGACUGUCCUAGUUUCUAACUUUUAAUCACAAUGAUAAAAAGGUAAAGGGAGUUUCGACGAGCAUGAGCACACACGUGUAAGAUGUGUUUUGUGUAUAUAAUUAAUAUAAAAAAAGUAUCUGCUAAAACAAAUAUGCAUGUGUGGGGGGUCAGUUAUAAAAAGCAAUGAGGUUUGAAAGGAUUACACAUUUUCAAGCAGCCACUUGCCUGUAUGCAAUAGUCUUUUAGUUGCUUAUAUUACACAACUCCCGUUUCGCUGAUGUUAUAUUUUAAUUUAAUGCUCAUUGUGUAGAUACGACAUGUAAAAUAACAAUUCUUUUUUUGUAAUGAAAUCUAUUUUUCAAUGUAUAAUGCUAUAUUUUAUUGAGCAGUUCCAAAAGCUGCAGAGGGGACAUCUCCAAAAUCAUUUGAAGUGUAAGACAAUUUAAUCUUUAAACAUUUGUAACACUAGAAAAAAUAUUAUAACUUUAGCAACUGAAAAUGUUUUUGUUGCUCUGAAGAGGAUUGGUAUCAUUUUACCAUUCACGUUAGGGUUAUAAGAGAUGUUUGACAAACCAGGGGACGGUAUGCAUCAUCCCAAGUUUAAACUUUACAAAUAAAUGUUUGUUCAAAGCCGAUGUAAAA